AUGUGCGACGGCAAUGAGAGUUCUCUGACACCUGGCUGCCUGUCGAUAGAUACGCUUGCGCUCUCGCUAGGUAUACAGGUCCUGAACAUGGUUGACACUCAGGUAACAAAUGGGAGACGGCACCCAAAAACUCCGUUAUCCAGAAAUAAUACCUGCUCUAUCUAUUUGAGUAGGUUAUAGCCCUGACACUCAUCCUUGUCGAUACAAGCGAAAAUGCGAGUUCCAGGAACUAGUUGAUCAGAAGAAGAAGAAGAAGAAGAAGAAGAAGAAGAAGAAGAAGAAGAAGAAGAAGAAGCGAUCGCUGGAACAAUGGCUUUAUUCGCCUGACGUUUCGGAUUCUCUCUUGAAUCCAUCAUCAGAGACAGUUGCAGAAAAGGGUGGCUAG
Messenger RNA from Spirometra erinaceieuropaei, 385 nucleotides. The record is from the annotation of a GenBank genome assembly. Lineage: Eukaryota; Metazoa; Platyhelminthes; Cestoda; Diphyllobothriidea; Diphyllobothriidae.